AUGGGUGUCAAGCGCAUUAUCGGCAAGCAGGAUGAACGCCGUAAGGCAGAGGCCGUCAAGAAGGCCGAAGAGGAGAAGAGGAAGAAGGAGAAGCAGGCAAUCCGUGAAGUACCGCAGAUGCCCUCUUCUAUGUUCUUCGAGCAUAACGAGGCUCUCGUUCCUCCUUACAAUGUCCUGGUGGAUACCAACUUCCUGUCUAGGACAGUUGGUGCUAAGCUUCCUCUUCUCGAGAGUGCAAUGGACUGCCUUUAUGCUUCAGUCAACAUUAUCAUCACAUCCUGCGUUAUGGCCGAGUUGGAAAAGCUUGGCCCCAGGUAUCGCGUUGCGUUGAUGAUUGCCCGCGAUGAACGGUGGCAGCGUCUUACUUGCGAUCAUAAAGGCACAUAUGCUGAUGACUGCAUUGUCGACCGAGUCCAGAAGCACCGUAUCUACAUUGUUGCCACCAACGAUCGCGACUUGAAGAGGAGAAUCCGCAAGAUCCCCGGUGUGCCGAUUAUGAGCGUCCAAAAGGGCAAAUAUGCCAUCGAGCGUCUACCCGGUGCCCCUGCAUCCUGA
This is a messenger RNA of Thermochaetoides thermophila DSM 1495, 555 nucleotides long. RefSeq lists its product as uncharacterized. The transcript is spliced from 10 exons. The record is from RefSeq and is a predicted model, not a curated record. The coding region runs from base 1 to 555 and encodes 184 amino acids. Gene Ontology annotation, cellular component: nucleolus; small-subunit processome. NCBI's taxonomy places the organism in Eukaryota, Fungi, Ascomycota, Sordariomycetes, Sordariales, Chaetomiaceae.